UUAACAAACGAUUUUCCAUUUAAUUUUGAAGUAGUAGCAUCAAUUUCAUUGUUGUGUAAAAAGUGUAUUUUAUUGUAAAAAACAAAUAUGUAUUGGCAAUGGAAACUACAAAGCAUCUUACAUUGCUGUUCAGUUAAAACCACACUUUAAAAUUUUAAAAAGCGUUACGGCUAAUGUGAAUUAAUGUAUGCGUAUGUAUAUAUUUUGUUUAUUUCGGAAAAUCGCGUUAAGAAAAGACUAAAAAAAACAUCCAAACAACAAGUCCAAACAACCCUCAAAACACAAAAAGUUCCAAAAUGUGUUAAGAAUUUCACAAUGAAAAUGACGACGAAACGAUUUCUAUGAUAAGCAAGGUAUUUGACCUUUGAGGUUGGUCCAUCAUCGCCCGGGGGGCGUGUCCUAGUUCUCAAAUAAAAAUAGUCAUCAUCACUGACCACUAUCAGUCAUCGUUUACCUUCAGUCGGAGACGUGCGCCUCCAUCUCAUUCCUACUCAAUGUGCCACUCGCGUCACAAGCUUAAGCUUACUCAAUACCUCUAAUUAAUUAUUAAUUGCUCAACCAAAUAUAAGCAAAUUAUUCUCAAUUAAAAGUGUACAGUUAGUGAUUUAACCGAUGUUUAUUAACAUCAUCCGAACACAACGUUUAAAUAAAAACGGAAGACUUUAAAGCCGAUGGUGUACUCUUAUGGUGGGUCGAGGAGAAUUAUGCGUGGGGCGUGCGCAUGCGCGGUGGUGUGCGCGCUGGUGGCGCUGUGCGCGUGCGCGGGACUGGACGAGCGCACGCGAGGCGCUGCUGAGCGCCAAUUGCUGGCACUGCUGGGCCUCCCGCGCCGACCAGCGCGCCGCGCCGCGCCACCGUUGGUGCCGCGAGCCAUGCGCCUACUCUAUGAGGCUGACGGUGCCAUUCCUGCCGCUGCCGCCAACACGGCGCGCUCCUAUCACCACACUCCCACCGAGUUGGACUCGAGGUUUCCUGGCGAGCAUAGAUUUCGCCUCUAUUUCAACUUGAGCGGGAUACCCAGUGAUGAACUCGCUCGAGGGGCAGAUCUCACGUUCCAACGAGUCGACGGAGUCGAAGGUGAUCAGCGACUGCUCCUGUACGAUGUAGUUCGACCGGGCCGUCGCGGUAAAACAGCUCCUAUUUUGCGGCUUCUUGACUCCAUACCGCUAAGAACUGCUAAAGGUGCUGUUACUGCAGACGCGCUCGGUGCAGCACGACGAUGGCUCAAGGAGCCUGAACAUAAUCAUGGACUAUUAGUGCGAGUGUUAGAAGAAGGUGAGAAAAAUGUGGACGCUCAACGGCCUCAUGUUAGAGUGCGGAGACGUGCGGAAGAAGAAGACGAAGAAUGGAAUACGCGGCAACCAUUGCUGCUAUUGUACACGGAGGAUGCGCGAGCGCGGGCUGCGCGGGAGAGUGGAGAAACGCGCCUGGUGCGCAACAAGCGGGCGACACAACGAAGGGGUCACCGCGCACAUCAUCGUCGCAAGGAGGCCCGCGAGAUCUGCCAGCGACGACCGCUGUACGUCGAUUUUGCGGAGGUCGGGUGGAGCGACUGGAUCGUUGCACCGCAUGGCUACGAGGCGUACUACUGCCAGGGUGACUGUCCGUUCCCGCUGGCGGACCAUUUGAACGGCACGAAUCACGCCAUCGUGCAGACUCUCGUGAACUCAGUGAACCCGGCCGCGGUGCCGAAAGCGUGCUGUGUACCGACGCAGCUCUCCUCUAUUUCCAUGUUAUAUAUGGACGAACUAAAUAAUGUGGUGCUCAAAAACUAUCAGGACAUGAUGGUGACGGGAUGCGGCUGCCGAUGACGAAGGCGCCCCCCACGCCAAGUGCGGACCUAGUGAUAACUCGUGGACCCAGUGUACAUAUAGUGACGGCCUCGAACAUUGUACAUACUUAUUUGUGUAUAUAUUCGUGUAAUUAUUAUUUUAUUAAAAUGCAGAUGUAAUAAAUGAUGUAAUUUUAAAUUGAA
Molecule: messenger RNA, 1975 nt
Organism: Spodoptera litura
Lineage: Eukaryota; Metazoa; Arthropoda; Insecta; Lepidoptera; Noctuidae
Gene: dpp
Product: decapentaplegic morphogen
Cellular component (GO): extracellular region
Molecular function (GO): cytokine activity; growth factor activity
Source: RefSeq, a predicted model, not a curated record